AUGGCAGCCGCCAUCGACCCUGCGCUGGCCGCAAACAUGGCUGCUGACACGAACGGUGAGCAGCUCCCUCCGGUCUCGCAAGCCGUCCAGCAGGCACCUCCCACCAUGCAGACGCUGCAGCCUCAGCACCCCGACCAGUAUCGCGCGUUGCCGGCACCUCCCCACAUGUACGCUCCGCCGUACCCACAGCCACCCAUGGGCGCGUAUCCUCCACCACAACCCGCACCACGUCAACGCACCGCGAUCGCAUGCAGGUAUUGCCGCAGACGCAAGAUAAGAUGCUCCGGCUUCGAUCAGUCCGAGGAUGGCCGCUGCACCAACUGUCAGCGUUUCUCGCAGGAGUGCGUCUUCACUCCAGUCAGUGCCCAGACUCAGGCCUUUGUACCAGCGCAUACUGUCUGGCGUGGACAGAACCCACCUCCCAACACACAACUUUACGGCGCAUAUGGUCAGCCACUUCCGCAGCAUGGCCAACGCGACCCCUACGCCCAACCACAACAGGGUGGGCAGUAUCCGCCACCACCGCAAGGCUACCAACAGCCACCGAUGUACCAGCCUCAGCAAGGUCAGCCGCCUAACAUGCAGCCGCUUCAAGGUCAACAAUCCGGCGCCAAGCGCUCGAACGAUGAGCCACAUACUCCGACUCUGCCACCACCCAACCCGGCCGAGCAGGGCCAACGUGGGUCGUUUGGCUACCCUGACCCAACAGGUCUUAACCCAGCUGGUGCGUCGCCCGCUUCUUCUACUAUCUCGUUCCAUUCCGCACAACCACAACCAUACUAUCCUCAGCAGCCUGCCCGUAUCUCGCCGCAGAGCUCAUACUCGUAUGAUCCGUCGCGUGCCUCUUCCUCGCCUCAUACGCUUGGUCUGUCUGCUGCACCUGCACCACCUGGCUCUGUGCCAUAUCAAAGUGGUCGCACGCCGCCGCAAGGCAAUGCUGCUGCUGCUCAUGCUGCGCGCCAAGGCGUCCAGAUAAAUGAGCUGGUUGGCCCUGGUGGUCAACAGCAACAGCAGCAGCAGUACCAAGCGAUGCAGCAGGCUAUACAGCAAGCUAUGAAACAGGAAGGGCGCACGUCGACGGACUCGAGCAUGGUCCAAGCUCUGAGACACGAUCCCAACAAGGCCCUCAUCGACGGUGUCACAACUGGUGCCGAGAAGGACGAGGCUAGGCGUCGCAACGGCGAAGUCAAGGAUGUCGGCGUUCAGACGGAUGACCUGCAUCUGCCGGUCAAGGAGCAGGCCUCCUAG
Molecule: messenger RNA, 1248 nt
Organism: Recurvomyces mirabilis
Lineage: Eukaryota; Fungi; Ascomycota; Dothideomycetes; Mycosphaerellales; Teratosphaeriaceae
Exons: 3
Coding region: 1-1248 (415 amino acids)
Biological process (GO): regulation of DNA-templated transcription
Molecular function (GO): DNA-binding transcription factor activity, RNA polymerase II-specific; zinc ion binding
Source: RefSeq, a predicted model, not a curated record